AGGAGCACGUGGAGGGCAUUCUGACCAAUCGAUUUGGUUUGGUCCAAACCAAAUCUGUUUCUUUUUCUUCCUUUGUAGUUUGUAGUAAUCACUCAAUUCAAUUACAUAACAUUACUGGCAAGUGAAGUUUCAGUUCAUGGAGUCUGUUAUUCCUCGAUGCUUUCUUCCAUUUCCAACUCCCACUGCAAACUCACGAAAGGCGUAUGUCGUUAAAUCGAGUCACCAAAACGAGGGCACUGCUCCGGUUCACACAAAGGAACUCCAAGUAACAGUUUCCAGGCGUCAUUGUCUCUCGUGUUUGUGUUCAACUCUAGUUUUGAUUGGUGAACACGCCACGCCUAUUUUUGUACCAAAGGCAAGUGCUGUGGAUGGGAUGAUGGAUAAACCUGUGUGCAGAAAUUGUUUGGGAAGUGGUGCUGUGCUUUGUGAUAUGUGUGGUGGUACAGGAAAAUGGAAAGCUCUAAACAGGAAGCGAGCUAAAGAUGUUUAUGAAUUUACAGAAUGUCCAAAUUGUUAUGGUCGAGGAAAGCUUGUCUGCCCUGUUUGUUUAGGAACUGGUUUACCAAAUAAUAAAGGUCUCCUAAGGAGACCUGAUGCACGGAAACUGCUUGAUAAAAUGUACAAUGGACGGCUACUUCCGAACUCUUAGAAGCCGUAAAUUUGAGUAAAACUGAGGCUUGACAAUGCUGCUUUUUGGCACAAUGAUUUGGAUGUUCUUCACCGGUUAACAAAGCCAGUGACUGCACUGGUAAUCAACUUCUAGCACAGAACAUACAGAGUAUUCUUUGCUUAUAUUUUUGGUCUGGCUGCAUUAGAGAACUUUAACCAUCGGCUUGGUUAUCCACCUAAUAGAUUUUUAUGGUUGUGUAUGAAAAAAGGUCCAUUAUUAGAUGCUACAGUUGUCCUAUUCAUGCCGAUCGAAUUGACUUACAAAAUCCCAUGUAGAAUGUAACAUUGAGUAAAUACUUCCAGCAAGAGAGUAGCUAUUCAGGUUCCUAUUUAGCUACCGGGUAAAUUUGUAAAUGUUCAUGCAACUAAGGUAUGAAAUCCUUAAAGAUGUUUAAAAACUAA
Cajanus cajan (pigeon pea) is the source of this 1071-nucleotide messenger RNA. RefSeq names its product DnaJ/Hsp40 cysteine-rich domain superfamily protein (gene EDA3). Gene Ontology annotation, biological process: photosystem I assembly. The record is from RefSeq and is a predicted model, not a curated record. NCBI's taxonomy places the organism in Eukaryota, Viridiplantae, Streptophyta, Magnoliopsida, Fabales, Fabaceae. Gene Ontology annotation, cellular component: chloroplast. Gene Ontology annotation, molecular function: protein-disulfide reductase [NAD(P)H] activity.